UACGAGAAAACAGAGACCUAACCGAGAAUAAAAAUUUUCUAGAGCGAGAAAGAAAACGAAACCCUAGAGAGAGAAACGCCAUGUCGUCGGGCUUCGACACCUUCAUCCUCGACGGCGACGAAGCUGCCCCCGGCGCCACCGACGAAGGAUACUCCGGCUACGACUCUCAGCGCUACGAGAGCUACUCCGGAUUCUCUGCCGGCGACGAGGAGGUCAAAGAUCCGGCGAUCGGAGGUGACUACGGAGAGAUCCCAGUCCACGGCGGUGGGAUCGGGUCGGAUCCGGCGUCGCCGGAGGGAACGGGGUUCGCGUCGGAUCCGCCUCCGUUUGGGAUGCCGGAGUCUAAUGGAAAGGUUUAUGGGAUAGAGGAGAGCGAGGACAUCUUUACCUCCGAUGGGCCGAUGCUGCCGCCGCCGAACGAGAUGCAGGAGGAGGGGGCUAAGUUGCGGGAAUGGCGACGACAAAAUGCCAUCCAUCUGGAGGAAAAAGAAAAGAGGGAAAAGGAAAUGCGCAACCAAAUCAUUCUUGAAGCCGAGGACUACAAAAAGUCUUUCUACGAGAAAAGGAAACUCAAUGUUGAAACAAGCAAGAACCACAACAGAGAGAGGGAGAAGCUAUUUCUAGCAAACCAGGAGAAGUUCCAUGCUAAUGCGGACAAACAGUACUGGAAGGCAAUUGCAGAGCUGAUACCAAAUGAGGUGCCAAACAUCGAAAAGAGAAGAGGGAAGAAAGAACAAGACAAGAAACCAUCUGUUGUUGUGGUCCAGGGCCCUAAGCCAGGCAAGCCAACUGAUCUCACAAGAAUGCGUCAAGUGCUGGUGAAGCUGAAGCAUAACCCUCCCCCUCACAUGAUCCCUCCUCCACCACCUAAAGAAGCCCCCAAAGAUGCUGCUGCUGCUGCUGCUGCUAAAGAUGGCAAAGCAACCACAGCAAAAGACGGUAAAGCAGCAGAUGGUAAGAAAGUUGCAUCAGCGAAAGAAGCAGCCGCGAGUAAUGGUAAGGGAUCGCCUAAAGGAGAGGAGACUCCUGCUACUGCAGCGGUGGAAGUGGCAGAAGCAACAGAAGCAGUAGGAGAGAAGCCGGCUGAUGCGCCCGAACCUGCUCCCGCUGAGUAGGCGGCGGUUGUCUUCUCUGCAUUUUCUGGUAUAGCCUUAGUACUUAUGGUUACUGAAGAAUAAAGCUGGGCUUUCUUUUUGGUAUUAGGCCCAGGUUCUCUUUUAUAUUUCAGCAGGGAUGAGCUUCCUCUUCUUACUGACCAACCCAUUGUUCAUUUCUUGCUCAUGUAGAAAUUGGUCAUUUAGCUUAGGAAUCCGGCUUUGAGAUUUUUCUUGUAUGGGAUUCAUGUUUUCACUUUUCCUUUUUUUUUUCUUUCCUCCCCCUUCUGAUAUGUAUUAUUAUACUUUGGGCUGUUGGACCACAGGAACCUGAAUGGUUGUUUUCCUAAUUUAUUCGACAUGAUUCUAAAUAUUGGAUAUCGGAACUUUGUUUUCA
Molecule: messenger RNA, 1491 nt
Organism: Asparagus officinalis (garden asparagus)
Lineage: Eukaryota; Viridiplantae; Streptophyta; Magnoliopsida; Asparagales; Asparagaceae
Product: clathrin light chain 2-like
Exons: 3
Coding region: 81-1115 (344 amino acids)
Biological process (GO): intracellular protein transport; clathrin-dependent endocytosis; clathrin coat assembly
Cellular component (GO): clathrin coat of trans-Golgi network vesicle; plasma membrane; clathrin coat of coated pit
Molecular function (GO): clathrin heavy chain binding; structural molecule activity
Source: RefSeq, a predicted model, not a curated record